Fomitopsis serialis is the source of this 777-nucleotide messenger RNA. RefSeq lists its product as uncharacterized. The record is from RefSeq and is a predicted model, not a curated record. Bases 1 to 777 code for a protein of 258 amino acids. Lineage: Eukaryota; Fungi; Basidiomycota; Agaricomycetes; Polyporales; Fomitopsidaceae. The transcript is spliced from 7 exons.
AUGUCCCUGCUCGAGUCUAGCACCGUUGGACGUACUUUCGCACAUGACUCGCUCUACAUGUACGCCGUCAUCCGCAUUGCCGGCGAUGCUGUCCAAGACACGGAUACAACGGCACUCCCGUGUCAUACAGAUGUAGACAAUGCACGUCGCACGUGUCAGUAUCAGAGCCUGGACGGGGUUAAUCUCGCAAAACCACACCCCAAGUGGCGCUUCUUCCCCCAGUUUUCAACAUGCCCACUCUGCGGAAAGCCUGCGCGACGAAAGACCUCAGAGGCCCGCGUUGGUCGCGGCGUCCACGUACCUACUAUUACCCCACGAAACGAGUCCUCGGCACACCCGCGCUUUCCUUCGCUAGAAUCCGUCCUUGGUCCAGGGCGUAAUCUACAGGAGACUUGGGUGGACUUGGAAGAUUUCACCAGACAUCGAGUGCGCGGUGACUUGAUCGUCAUGCGUGCGGGUACUUGGGUGUUCGUCACCGACGUUGGUGCACAGGCGCUGGCCGUCCGAGCUGUCCAAAAAUACCUCCGCAAGUGCAGCGAGGUUGUCGCCACUGCGACUGCGCGAGACUCUGACCUCACAGUGCGAGCCCACCGCCGAGUCGGUGCAGCGCCACUGUACGGCGGCGUCGCGGCGAGUGAAUUGGCCGCUCUCGGGCUCCAGUACGAGAGCGUCCGACCCUUCAAGCUUCGAAAUUCAGCUGCCGGCUCGAGGCUAGUUCGCAUGCUCGUCAAGAACUUGGGGGUGGGGAGACCCGUAGAUAUCGAGCAAUUCAUAUAG